AUGGCCCAGCUGGGGAAGAUAGAGGCUGAAGUUCAGCAGAUGAUCAAGGAGAGACAACGAAAGAUUAAAGACAUCAUAGACACGUUGGACCACAGCAAAGCAGACGCAGACAGAGAGAUAGCCGAUGGUGUGCAGGUCCUCACUGCUCUGAGGCGCUCUGUUGAAAAGUGUCUGGAUGAUCACAACAAAACGGUUCAAGAGAAACUGAAAUCCACAGAGAAAGAAGCUGAAGGCCUCAUCAAAGAGCUGCAGCAGGAAAUAAAAGAUCUGACCAAUAGAAGCUCAGAGGUGAAGCAGUUCACCCAAACUGAAGACCACCUCCACCUCCUCCAGACCUUCAGAUCCCUGAAGGAUCCUCCACCCACCAGGGACUGGACCACGGUGGAGGUCCGUCCUCCGUCAUACGUUGGGACCUUGAGGAGAGCCCUGGAUCAGCUGGAGGAGACACUGAACACUGGGAUGAAGAAGGUGCCUGACCUGAGAUCAGCUCUACACAAGUCUCUAUGGUUUCACAUCACUGUCAUUGUGAGCAUCGGACUGCUGAGUAUUCUCCUCAACUCCCUGCGCUUCAACUCACCGUCACCCUGGAGGGAGGGGAGAGAGCACUUACUGGAUGAACUCGAUGAAUUGACACUUCAGGGCUGGAUGCUUUACGACAAGAGUCUCUACCGUGUUUCUACUACUAAGAAGGGCUGGAGGGCCAGUAGAGAAGACUGUCAGAAGAGAAAAGCAGACCUGGUGGUCAUCAACAGCAGAGAAGAACUGAACCAGGUUUCCAGGUUUGUCAGCAGAUUGAUGGGUUCUUCCUGGAUUGGACUGAGUGAUCAAGAGAAGGAGGGGACCCUCAAGUGGGUGGAUGGUACCCCCAUGACCUCAAGUUGGAGACACGUUAAACCACGCGAUGACGGCGGAGCAAGAGACUGUUUCGUAGCAGGGGAGGACGGCUGGUCUGAAGAGCCGUGUAACAGACUGCACCACUGGAUCUGUGAGAAGGUCCUAGACCUGGAUCAUCUGGAGGCUGAGCGGAACAAAGAGGGUUCAGUAAUGCCCAUGGAGGAGGAGGAGGAGGCCCCCAGCAUCACAGAGUUCCACUCCUCUACCCACGUGUUGCCCGUGGGCCAAACGGCCCGCUACACCUGCCACGCCGGUGGUACGCCGGAGCCCACAGUAGAGUGGCUCCACAACGGCAGGCCCCUGGAGAGGGACGGCACAGACGACCAAUCAGAGGCCUGGGUGGAGAGGGGCUUCCUCUUCAUCAGAGGUGGGAGGUACGGCGUGAACACGGUCUGCUGCAUGGCGAGCAACAGCGCUGGCACGGCCAAUCACAGCGCUGAGCUGCUUGUCUUUGAUGCCUGUGACCUCACACUGGACCCCAACACGACCCACAGAGCCCUCUCUCUGUCUGAGGACAACAGGAAGGUGACGUGGGUUGGAGAGGACCAGUCGUAUCCGGAUCACCCAGACAGAUUUGACUACUGGCCCCAGGUGUUGGGUAGAGAGGCUCUGACUGGCCGCUGUUACUGGGAGGUAGAGAGGGAAGGAUGGGUUGGUAUAGGAGUGACAUACAGAGGAAUCACAAGGAGAGGAGGGGGUGGUGACAGCAGGCUUGGAGGGAACAACAAGUCCUGGAGUCUUUAUUGUUCUGAUGAUGGUGGUUACUAUGCCUGGUACAACGGUAUAGAGACAGCCCUCCCUCUCCCCCCCGCGGGCUCCACCAGAGUAGGAGUGUAUCUGGACCGGCCUGCUGGCUCUCUGUCCUUCUACAGAGUGUCCCCAGGUGGAGGAGGGUCCUCAGACACACUGACACACCUCCACACCUUCUGGUCCUCCUUCACCCAGGAGGACCUCCUCCCGGGGGUGGGGUUCUGGCGGUUGAAGGGGUCCCCACCGGGGUCCUCAGUGGGGUCCUCAGCGUCUCUGAGUCGGUUGUAGAAAAAUAAAACAUCAACCA
This is a messenger RNA of Gadus macrocephalus (Pacific cod), 1951 nucleotides long. RefSeq names its product CD209 antigen-like. NCBI's taxonomy places the organism in Eukaryota, Metazoa, Chordata, Actinopteri, Gadiformes, Gadidae. Bases 1 to 1932 code for a protein of 643 amino acids. Gene Ontology annotation, molecular function: protein binding. The transcript has 8 exons. The record is from RefSeq and is a predicted model, not a curated record.